This is a messenger RNA of Pichia membranifaciens NRRL Y-2026, 4449 nucleotides long. RefSeq lists its product as hypothetical. The record is from RefSeq and is a predicted model, not a curated record. Gene Ontology annotation, cellular component: cytosol. Bases 1 to 4449 code for a protein of 1482 amino acids. Gene Ontology annotation, biological process: tRNA methylation. The transcript has a single exon. Lineage: Eukaryota; Fungi; Ascomycota; Pichiomycetes; Pichiales; Pichiaceae.
AUGGAAUCCAAAGAUAUGGAGAACGCCCUUUUGGAACUGAAAUCUGAUGUGUUGAAAAGCAAGGCACAAGACAGUGAAAGCCAACUUAAUACUCUUUUAAAAUCUUUCGAUCCAAUUUUCACAGCAGUGACAGCAGGCAAAGUACCAACAGCCUACAGAAUAAGUGCAUGUGAUACUCUUUCGGUGUGGUUUUCCAGGUCCAUACAAUUUUUCAACAAGAACAAAACAUUCAAAAAGCAGUUUGAGAGAUUGCUUACAGAGGAGAGAGCAACUUUCAUUUUCCACUAUGUCAUUGAUUAUUGGAACGAUUCUGGAGCUGCACUUGGUAAUGCUUUGAAGGAAGUUUUUGUCAAGAUGUUAGCGUACUUAACGGCAACCUUGUCACCGGAAUUUCGUAACGAGCUUUUGGCAAAAUGGCUUAAAACUUCUUUGGACCUUCCUUACACUAUGAGAGCGUUCUAUUUCAUGAUUGAACAUUUACACAAGCAAGUUCAGCCUGUCGAUUUCAUACUCAAAGAGAAACCGGAUUUUGUUGAAAGUUGUUUAGCAAAUAUAUGGUCAAGAGCACUGGGAAGUGUAGUGGGAAAGUCAAUUUUCUUAGUAUUAAGAUCGAAUUACUCCGAAGACACAGAAGAUCGAUGGCUAUACCUCUGGCAAGAGCAAGUUAUUCAUGCAUUAGCUGAUGUAAACCUUAGAAAAGGGAUAGAAAGUUAUCUUCUGCCUAGUUUGUUUCUAGUUUCCAAAUCUGCAACAAUCAAAUUCCUAAGGUUAGUAAUUUGUCAGAAAAAUAUACCCAUACUAUUAUCUACCUUGAAAAUUGCACAGGAUGCAGCCAUAUUGAUCGAACCGUUUUUAGAGACUGAUCCAGAUACAAAUAAACCACUGAUCAGUAUCGAUGAACUAUCUUUGUUAUUGAAAAUGAAAACCGCAUCAUUUAGAAUAGGAGCAUUUCAGCUACUUGUCUCCUCCCCGAAACUUUCCAAAAUUGUCCCUUCGGUUGUUUACAAGAAAGUUACGGAAUCUCUGGAUAUGAUUUUCAUGGAUGGAGAUCUUGAAACAAGAAAUGAAAUGUUUUCAUCUUUCAAGAAGUUUAUUACCAGAAUCAAGGAUUCAACUUAUGGACUACACAGAGAUGCACACAGUCUUACUAAGAAAAACUUCAGUAAAUUUGAACUUGAAAUUCAAGGUAAGCUUGAAGCAGUUGAAGAGAGCAAACAUUUUCUUAUUGAUUUACUGAAUUAUAUCAAAGCAUCCCUCAGACCAGGAUCCUCAUAUCUCAAAAAGGAAAUGUCUUACAAAUUGCUAAUUGUUUUGAUAAGAUCAGGAUUAGACUCUAGAAUAGCAGAAAAAUAUAUUGAAAAAACAAAAGCAGUUAGUUUUGUUUUUUCAAUGGACAUCUAUAAUGCUGCAUUGAUGAGGCUAGUGAUUGACAACAUCAUGGACAAUUUUGAAGAUAUCAGAAGUUACUCUACAGAAGUCGUAUCUAUGGCUCCUUUGUCUUUAGAUGACUAUAUUCAUAUGACACUUUUGCAGUCCAGAGCAUUACUGAUGCUUGGUGACAUUAAGGGUAAGGAAGUUGACUCCGGUGCAAGGUUUUUCAAAUUUUCCUUCAGUUAUUAUCAGAGUGAAAAUGAUUUGAACAAAUGUGAAGGGAUUAUCUUAUUGCUACUGGAUAAAAUUGAUAUAUCUUUGCUAGAAGCAAAAAGGGAUAUUGCAACAGCAUGCAUUUCAUACAGUAUUCAAGGAUAUUUUGCUGCUUUCAAAUUCAUAUUUGAAAUAAUGGACUAUAAAAAAUGUUCCGAGUUUCUGGUCAGUAGUAAAGUUGUGGACAGGUUAAUGGAACAAUCGAGAGACAUUUGGAACUUAGUCAAGAUGGUUUUGCAGCACGACUCUCCAGAGGGUUAUUUGCUUGAUGAAUUUGAAUCUAAAUAUACUGCAGAGCAAGAAGCAAUGUACGGAAAGGGAACACAGGUUAUUUCGAGUUAUGCUUGGAGAAGUGUCAAGGAAUCUACCUCUAUGAUAGAUUCAAUGCUGAGAGCCAAAAACUCGCCAAUUACAGAUCAUAACAUUAUGCAAGUUGGUCCUCUUUUACUUGAGCAAUUGGCUACUAUCAGACAUAGGGGUGCGUUCUCCGCAGUCUAUCCCACAUUCAUUUCAUGCUGUACAUUUUGCAAAUCAAAGGAAGCCCUCAAAUCAAUUCCAGAAAAAUGGUUAUUUGAGAAUUUGAAUUUAAUACAAACCCGAUCCAAAUAUAUUACUAGAAGAUCUGCAGGUAUCCCAUACUUGCUUACUGCAAUCUUGAGUAGUGAUAUGAAACUUGUUAAACCAACAUUUUACCAAUUGAUGGAGGUGGCACAAUCCCCUGUUGAUGCUCUAGAUGCUGAUAUGAACAACGUGAACCUACCACAAGUCAACGCAUUCAAUUGUAUUAAGAAAAUUUUCAUAGAUGUUGCUCUCUCUGAAGAGUCUAUUUUUUAUGUUGAUGAUGCAUUUGCUCUAGCAUUGAACUCGUUUUCUUCUCCAUAUUGGGCGAUUCGGAAUUGUGCAGUGAUGUUGUUCACUGCUUUACAGAACAGAUUGUUUAGCAGUAAAAAGGUUAGAGCUAACUAUCUUCCAAGUUACCCAGCUAGACUAUUUUUUGAGAAAUUUGGAUCUAUUCGGGGAUUAUUUUAUGAAGCUCUCAAUGAAGCAAUUGCAACCGGAUUUGAAAAUCAAGCUGAAAUAGAAAAGAUAUUUCCAAUUUUAACAGUAAUGAGUCGUUUAGAACCAACACCAGGUUACACUGGACUGGAAGCUUUUGUACCCUUGAUAGUUCACAUAUUGGAGAAUAAGAACUGGAAGGUGAGAGAGAUGGCCGCUAGAAGUUUACCUUCAAUAAUUGACAGCUCUCAAGGUGUCUCUGUGAUUAUAUCCAAGCUGCUGGACAAUGUAACCAGCUCAGAAACUAAUUUUAACCGAAUGCAUGGUUCUCUUUUGGCAAUUAGAGAAUUGAUUUUGAAGUAUUUGACACUAUCACCUGAAGACUCUGACAAGUAUGUAGAGGAGAUAUUUGCGAACAAUGGUAAUUUAAAAGGAAAAUUCGAAUCUAAAUUAGCUGUUGUUUUAUCAGACAUUAAUUGUUUCCCUAUAAAACUAACCUAUUUCCAGAUUUUACACAAGCUCAAGCUCAAUACGACCAAAGAAGAUUCGAGAUUUGAAAAGGUCCUGUUUGCAUGGCUGAAAACUAAUAACAAGCUAACGUCGUCGCUAGAUGGCUCGAAACAGUUGGCAUUGAAGCAGGCCUCUGAAAUUUUAUUUGAUAAUAUGGAAGAUAAUAAAGCAUUGGUUAGCGAGUGCAUUUUCUCUCCUCUUUACGAACUUCAAUUGAGUUGCAUUCAGUAUUAUGAUGACAAGAUAAAGCAAUCAGAAUUUACUGACAGUAUAACUGAUUUACUGGUUGACAGUAUAUGGAAAAUCCUUGAGGCCCAGACUACUUGGAACUAUGUUAAAUCCAGAGGAUUGCAAUUAUUGAAGGUUUUGGUCGUAAAGUCCAGCAAGUCCGAAGAUGCAGAAACUUUGAAACUACAUGCUCAAAAAUUAAUAUCUUUGAUAGAAUAUGAGUCGAAUGAAGAUAUAAAGUUGAGUGCAAUGGAAACAUUAGGUUCGUAUAUCUCUGGACUAAUGGUUAAAGAUUCAGCUCUUCAUGUGGACCUGUUCAACUACUUCAUUGGAAACAUUCAAGGUAUGACUGCAGAAAACCUAGAGUUUGUCAUCCGUAUUUCUGCAUUGAAAUCCUUGGUUGCAUUUAAUGAAGUGUACUGCCAAAGAGGACAGGAUGAGAAGAUUAAACUUCUGGUAGCAGGCUUCAUUUUUGAGUUUUUAACUGAUGACGAUGACUCAGCAUGUCUUCUUGCGUCCAAGCAUUUGACUGAGUACGUUCUUUGUCAAAAAAAUACUGUUCUAGUUCCUGUUGAGGUUGAGCGUCUAAUGAUGGAGUGGUUCUGCUCAAUCAGUGAUAAGAACGCUUUGAAGCUUUUUGUUAACUCAAAAGGUUUUAGCUUCUAUGACACCAACACCCUAUUCAGUGAUAUUGUUACGGGAGAUUUGUUAUUAUUUUCGGCCGAAAAAUCUAACCUAGAAAGAAAUCCUACUGAUAAAGUUUUAGAGUUGAUCAAACUCAUUGAAAAUACGCCACUACAAGAUGAUGUCGAAGCACUACAAAAUGUGAUAAUGCCGUUAAAAAGAAAUCUCAAAGACAUUACCCACUUUUUAGCAAACAACAAUAAAACAGAUGGUUGUUUUGGUUUACUCAGUAGUGAGCGAGUUUUUGACUUCAUAUUCUGUCAGCUCUUGUUGUACAAAUCUCUUGAGAAACUAGGAAUCGUUAGUUUCUCCAUUUCAAACCUUGUUGAGAUUUUGCAAGGCAGCAAGAUGUUCUGUCACCCGUUAGUUUUGGAAAUUUUGAAUUAA